AUGGCUAGUGAAACUUUUGAAUUUCAAGCUGAAAUUACUCAGUUAAUGAGUUUAAUCAUUAACACUGUCUAUUCCAACAAAGAAAUUUUCUUAAGAGAAUUGAUCUCUAAUGCCUCCGAUGCCUUAGAUAAAAUUAGAUACAAGGCUUUAAGUGAUCCAAAACAAUUAGAAACUGAACCAGAGUUGUUCAUUAGAAUUACUCCAAAACCAGAAGACAAAAUCUUAGAAAUUAGAGAUUCUGGUAUUGGUAUGACCAAGGCUGAAUUAAUCAACAACUUGGGUACUAUCGCUAAGUCUGGUACUAAAGCUUUCAUGGAAGCCUUAUCUGCUGGUGCCGAUGUUUCCAUGAUCGGUCAAUUCGGUGUCGGUUUCUACUCUUUAUUCUUAGUCGCUGAUAGAGUUCAAGUCAUUUCCAAGAACAAUGACGAUGAACAAUACAUCUGGGAAUCUAACGCUGGUGGUUCUUUCACUGUCACUUUGGAUGAAGUCAACGAAAGAAUCGGUAGAGGUUCUAUCAUUAGAUUAUUCUUAAAGGAAGACCAACUAGAAUACUUAGAAGAAAAAAGAAUUAAGGAAGUCGUUAAGAGACAUUCUGAAUUCGUCGCUUAUCCAAUCCAAUUAUUAGUCACUAAGGAAGUUGAAAAGGAGGUUCCAAUCGUGGAAGAUGAAGAAGAAAAGAAAGAUGAAAAGGAAGACGACAAAAAACCAAAAUUAGAAGAAGUCAACGAAGAUGAAGAAGAAAAGAAGGACGAAAAAAAGACCAAGAAAGUUAAGGAACAAGUCCAAGAACUAGAAGAAUUAAACAAGACUAAGCCAUUAUGGACAAGAAACCCAUCUGAAAUUACCCAAGAGGAAUACAACGCUUUCUACAAGUCCAUCUCCAACGACUGGGAAGACCCAUUAUACGUCAAACACUUCUCCGUUGAAGGUCAAUUAGAAUUCAGAGCCAUCUUAUUCAUUCCAAAGAGAGCUCCAAUGGAUCUAUUUGAAACUAAGAAGAAGAAGAACAACAUUAAGUUAUAUGUCCGUCGUGUUUUCAUCACUGAUGAAGCUGAAGACUUGAUUCCAGAAUGGUUAUCCUUCGUUAGAGGUGUUGUUGAUUCCGAAGAUUUACCAUUAAACUUAUCCAGAGAAAUGUUACAACAAAACAAGAUCAUGAAGGUCAUCAAGAAGAACAUCAUCAAGAAGUUAAUUGAAUCCUUCAAUGAAAUUGCUGAAGAUUCCGAACAAUUCGACAAAUUCUACUCUGCCUUCUCUAAAAACAUCAAGUUGGGUAUCCAUGAAGAUGCUCAAAACAGAGCUGCUUUGGCUAAGUUAUUAAGAUACUACUCCACUAAGUCUACUGAUGAAAUGACUUCCUUAGGUGACUAUGUUACUAGAAUGCCAGAACAUCAAAAGAACAUCUACUUCAUCACUGGUGAAUCCAUAAAGGCUGUUGAAAAAUCCCCAUUCUUAGAUGCUUUGAAGGCUAAGGACUUUGAAGUCUUAUUCUUAGUUGACCCAAUUGACGAAUAUGCCUUCACUCAAUUAAAGGAAUUCGAAGGUAAGACUUUAGUCGAUAUUACCAAGGACUUUGAAUUGGAAGAAACUGAAGAAGAAAAGGCUGAAAGAGAAAAGGAAAUCAAGGAAUUCGAACCAUUAACCAAGGCCUUGAAGGAAAUCUUAGGUGACCAAGUCGAAAAGGUCGUUGUUUCUUACAAGUUGGUCGAUGCUCCAGCCGCUAUUAGAACUGGUCAAUUCGGUUGGUCUGCUAACAUGGAAAGAAUUAUGAAAGCUCAAGCUUUAAGGGACACUACUAUGUCUGCAUACAUGUCCUCUAAGAAGACUUUCGAAAUCUCUCCAAAAUCCCCAAUUAUUAAGGAAUUAAAGAAGAGAGUCGAAGAAGGUGGUGCUCAAGAUAAGACUGUUAAGGACUUGACCAACUUGUUGUACGAAACUGCUCUAUUAACCUCUGGAUUCACUCUAGAUGAGCCAACUUCUUUUGCUGCUAGAAUUAACAGAUUAAUUUCCCUAGGUUUGAAUAUUGACGAUGAAGAAGAAGAAACUCAAGAUGCUGAAGCUGCUCCAGAAAAGCCAUCUGAAGAAGUCAGUGCUGACACUGAAAUGGAAGAAGUUGACUAA
This is a messenger RNA of Arxiozyma heterogenica, 2121 nucleotides long. It is a transcript of the gene HSC82, whose product is annotated as Hsp90 family chaperone HSC82. Gene Ontology annotation, molecular function: ATP binding; ATP hydrolysis activity; ATP-dependent protein folding chaperone. Gene Ontology annotation, biological process: cellular response to heat; protein folding; protein stabilization. Gene Ontology annotation, cellular component: cytosol; perinuclear region of cytoplasm; plasma membrane. The record is from RefSeq and is a predicted model, not a curated record. NCBI's taxonomy places the organism in Eukaryota, Fungi, Ascomycota, Saccharomycetes, Saccharomycetales, Saccharomycetaceae. The coding region runs from base 1 to 2121 and encodes 706 amino acids. The transcript has a single exon.